UUUCACCGUUUCCCACCACACCCAACUAUUUUACAUUUUCAUAUUCGGCCUUUCAUUGCUUCGGUUGUAGAUUCCAUUACAGCACUAACCAUCACGAAAUUUAUAUUUUUUUCUUUCUCCAUAUUGAUUGUAUUUCACGUUUUUGCACCCUUUCACGGGUUAUUUGCCUUUUCUUCAUUUCUCUUUUGAUCACUUCUUCACAUUUAUUCAAUACCCAUUUUGGAAAUCUUUCCCUAAAUACUCAUUACAUAUUUCUUUCUUUCUUUUUGGCAUUGUUAUCCGUUUUUGUCUCUGGGUUUUGUUGCAUCCUUUGGAAGGUGCAUGCUGUUGAUUCCUGAAAUCUGCAUAUUUUUAUGGGGGUAAGAAGCAAUGAAGCUCUGGGAUAUAUUGCAGUCUACAUGUAUAGGUGAUCUUCAUUGUAUAAACAUAGAUAGUUGUUAAGAAGAUAGCUAAAGACAUGGCAACUACAAUGGGUAGAAAGGCAGCUCCUGCACGGAAUAUGAUGGCAUUUAAAUCUUAUCACAGUCAGGCUCAGACUCUAGUUAAAACUUAUUUGUUAGCAGAUCAUUUUAUACCCUACACUUCUGUCUUUGCGGGCAUAUUUUCUUGCAAAAUGGUCUAUGAUUUAUGUCAACUGAUCAGCAGUUUUUACUUUAGGACGUACACUACCCUAACAAAAAUUCAAAGGAUUGAGUGGAACAACCGUGGCAUGUCAACAGUUCAUGCCAUUUUCAUAUCUGCUGUGUCCACGUAUUUUGCAUUCUGGUCCAAUCUUUUCUCUGAUCACAAUCCUGAUGGCCUUUUAAUCACCAGAAGUUCACAACUAUCAACUUUUACAUUAGGGGUAAGUGAUCUUCUACUGUAUAUGCUGAGUAUUGUCUUGUUAUAUUACUUCCGUUUUGGGUUUCCUUGAAAGGUUUUGAUAUUUAGGAAUUCGUGAUGCAGUGACAUAUCUCUCUGGCUGUAGAGUAAAGAUGGCUCCGGUAUUGAUAUUGUAAUGCUAAUGUAGAUGGAACUUCAUUUAUAAAUUAUUUAUUAAGUAUGUUCUCUGGAUUACCCCACUUUGUGGGAUUUCACUGGGUAUGUUGUUGUUGCUGUAUGUUCUCUGGAUUCAUUGUUAUUCUGUUUCUUUACUAGAAAAAUUUAGGCUCAAUUUUCUCUUGCAAAAGGUUAUUGACUGUUGUUUCCUGUAUGCACCUGUUUCUCUUUAAGGGAAGGCAAUUGAUUUUUGGGGGUUAAAGGGAUUCAAAUUUACACUUCCCAUGGGGUAGAAUCUCAUUGGUGCCAGCUACCUAAGCUAAGGUUUAUUUGCUUGUGUGUCUUUUAUGUUCUUUUAUUUCUGUUUUCCUUUUUUUUUUUUUUUUUUAUGUGCAAACCAGGUGGUGAGGGGGCUGAGAACGGUAAAGACUUGCUGCUCGUUAUUUGAGAUAUGGUUACAUUCCUUUUAAAACAGUUCUCUGAUUUCAGCUCGAAUAACUUUACUUGAACCAAAUAUUUGAUACUCAAAUCUUAACCAAAGAAAAAAACAAUUAUAUGUACUAAAAGCGGCUUUUGAGUUGAACAUUAAAAACAUAGUAAUAUUCCAAGUCUGAAGAACCCAUAUGCCUGGAGGGAUCACUGAGGAGGAUGUGAUGUUGUUGAGACCUGAGGGUCAAAGGAAGGAAGAUGUCAGUGAAAUCAUAUAAUUGGGUGUUAUCUUGAGAGUGGGAUAGGAGGGUGGUGUGGAUGAACGUGUAACGUGUACGGCACCGAAGUAGGGAGGUUGUUAUUUUAACCUGGUGGACAAUGCAUUAUUGAUGGAGGACAACUCAAGGAAAAGGAAGAGAAGAAUUGCAAUGAUUUAAUGCUCCUUGUGUAAGGAAAUUGGUGAAACACCAACCAGUUCCUGUUACAUUUUAUAUUCACUACACAGUUGUGGAAUUUCCCUAGUUCUCUAUCACCGUUGCUUGGUAAGCACCAAUGACAGCUAAAGAAACCACCAUGAGCUGGAGGUAUCGAAAUGUCAACAAUGAGAACGAGACAGUUAACAGUAUCAAGAACUAUGUGUUCUUCUAUUUUUUGAGCUAAUGUGAGAUGAAAGAGAGAGGAGAUUCUUCUACAGUAGUGAAGGAACAGAAGUAGUAUAAGAUGAUCUCUUUUGCCUUAUGUACUUUAGUUUUUUUUUUUUUUUUGAUGAAGUAAUUGAUUCUAUUCAAGGCAUCCAGAAGAUGCAAAGUAGUUUCAAAAGAUUGAGCACAAGAAUGUCAGCUCUAGUACAUAACUAAAGAGCAAACAAAAUCCAAAAGGCUAUCAGGGGAAUCUAUUGGGGAUAAAAAGGCCCAGAUGGAUGGAAGGGAAAGGAUGGUCUAUAUGCAGUUGGAUUUACCAUACUUGGACUUUUUGGUGCAUCUAAGGAUGCCACUAAUGUUGCACAAGAUAUUGCAAAAAUCUGGAAGGAAGACAUGUAGUAGAAAAAUCAAUCUGUUGCAUGCCAUAGAGAAGAAGCAUCAAGCAAGUCAACUUUCUAAUGCCAAGAAAAUAAGAUUUUCCUUUCCUUUUGUAUUCCUUUUUGGCUUUUCUUCCUGUAAUUUUACUGGGAUUGGAUAAUAAUUAACGGUGUGGAUUUAUUUA
This is a messenger RNA of Lycium barbarum (goji berry), 2610 nucleotides long. RefSeq lists its product as uncharacterized. The transcript is spliced from 4 exons. The record is from RefSeq and is a predicted model, not a curated record. NCBI's taxonomy places the organism in Eukaryota, Viridiplantae, Streptophyta, Magnoliopsida, Solanales, Solanaceae. Gene Ontology annotation, cellular component: endoplasmic reticulum. Gene Ontology annotation, biological process: lipid homeostasis. The coding region runs from base 458 to 913 and encodes 151 amino acids.